AUGAGGCCUUCUUUAAUAGCCAAGAUACCACCCAUUCUCUAUGCGCUCACAGUGCUGGUCGGUUCGAUUGGUGGCGUGUGCUUUCAUGUCUACGCUUGCUUUCACAAUGAAGGCAAGCAAGGGACAACUGUCAAUCGAAGAAAGAACCCCACUCCUCCAAGGCGUGUGCCAUCACGGUAUCCUACAAAAUCAUGCCAGUUGUCCCUCCGAGAAAUAGAUUUGGAACCACAAGAAGAACCGUGGAUACGUCUACAUACCCAAGCACCAACAAGAAUCAUCACACCGAGAAAUCAUAGCCAAGAACAAGAAACUACUCAAAUUCUUGUCUACGAAGAAAGUUUUGCUGCUGUGGAGGUUCCAGCUGAUGCUCCUGUUGAUAUUGAUGUUGAUACCAACCUUACCUUCUUGCCGUAUGCUGCCAAUAGUUCCGUCACGGCCUUUUUAUCACCAUCCUACCCAUCCAUCCUAUCCAACAACAUUACGUACACGACAGCUGUGGAUGUUCCAGCUGCUGAUCAUGUUGAUAUUGAUGUUGAUACCAACCUUACCUUCUUGCCAUAUCCUGCCACUAGUAACAUCGCCGCCGUGGCCUUCUUAUCACCAUCCUACCCAUCCUUCCUAUCCAACAACAUUACGUACACGACUACCGUCGAUGACGACCGCGAGGACAAGAUCUUCAAGAUGUCGCCCAUGCAGCAAAGACUGGCGCAGUUGCGCCACAAGUUGCAAUCGCUCAACGAGCAAGAACGAGAAACCAACCAGAUUCAUCAAAAGAAGAUUCAGCUCCCAUACAUCAACUUUGUGUGGUCUCAUGGAUGA
Seminavis robusta is the source of this 819-nucleotide messenger RNA. The record is from the annotation of a GenBank genome assembly. NCBI's taxonomy places the organism in Eukaryota, Bacillariophyta, Bacillariophyceae, Naviculales, Naviculaceae.